This is a messenger RNA of Cuscuta europaea, 1804 nucleotides long. Lineage: Eukaryota; Viridiplantae; Streptophyta; Magnoliopsida; Solanales; Convolvulaceae. The record is from the annotation of a GenBank genome assembly.
UGAAUCGUGUUACUAUUCACUCAACCAAAUUCACAACCUGGAUGAAGGCAAAUGAAAUGUACCCCGAGGCCAAGUUAUUGACAUAUUCUGAGUUUCCAAUUAAGUUCACGUGGAAAAAACUUCAAAAACGUGGGUACCGAGAAAGAAGAGAUUUGUCGUUGGGAGACUCUAUUUUUUUCGUCCAGGCAUAGGCGAGAAGUACUACCUUAGAAUGCUUCUCAAUGUUGUAAGAGGGCCUACCAGUUUUGAGGAAUUGAAGACCAUUAAUGGUACUAUCCAUGCCACAUUCAAGGAUGCUUGCUAUGCAAGAGGUUUGCUUCAAGAUGACAAAGAUCAUAUUGGUUGCAUUAAACAAGUAAGUCAUUGGGGAUUUGCGCACAGUCUCCGUGAGUUAUUUUUUACCUUGCUGACAUCAGAUGAACUUUCAAAGCCAUAAGCGGUGUGGGAGCAAUGAUAGGAGGAUUUAUCAGAUGAUGUACUAUAUAAUAUAAGAAGGAACCUCAACGAUCAAGAUGCUUUAGCUGAGGAGCAUUCCAAGUUAUUGCAAGACAUGACUGAAGAACAACACAAUGUGUAUGACAUACUCAUGGCUUCUGUUAGUGGAAAUCACGGUGGUAUCUAUUUUGUAUAUGGUCACGGAGGUACUGGAAAAACAUAUUUGUGGAGAACUCUGUCGACAACUAUAAGAUCUCGUGGAGGUAUAUUAUUGAAUGUGGCAUCCAGUGCCCUUGCAUCACUUCUCCUUCCAGGUGGGCGUACAACACACUCUAGAUUUGCUAUUCCAUUAACAACGGUAGAAGACUCAACAUGCAACAUCAAGCAUGGUAGUGAAUUGGCCAAGUUAAUUCAAAUGACAGGCUUAAUUAAUUAGGAUGAGGCUCCAAUGACAAAUAAGUAUUGCUUUGAAGCUCUUGAUCUCACUAUGAGGGACACCAUUCGAUUCACUGUCACUUGUGAUGCUACUAAACCUUUUGGAGGGAAAACAGUUGUAUUUGGCGGUGACUUUAGACAAAUAUUACCAGUUAUUCUGAAAGGCAAUUGACAAGAUAUUGUACAUGCAUCUCCGAACUCUUCCUACUCGUGGCAAUUUUGUAAGGUACUUAAACUUACAAAGAACAUGAGACUUAUAGGUGGCAAUUCUGUUGUUUUGAAGAGUUUUGCGGAUUGGAUUUUGCAAAUUGGAGAUGGUGUUGUAGGCGAUGAUGAAGACGGUGAAUCAAUGAUUGAAAUACCUCAGACUUUUCUCGCUCCUUUCAUAUCUAAUCCUAUAGAAUCUAUUGUGAGUUGUACAUACCCUGAUAUCUUGGAAAAUGGAACCAAUCCUUCCUAUUUGACUUCGAGAGCCAUUCUUGCUCCAACAAUAGAGGAUGUAGAUAUGAUAAAUAAUUACAUGUUAAGUUUGAAUACUUCCGAGGAGAAGAUCUAUCUAAGCAGUGAUUUGGCAUCCUCUUUUGAUUCAGAAAUCAAAUUGCUUGACGAGAUCCAUUCACUUGAAAUCCUUAAUGGAAUACGUUGUUCUGGAGUUCCGGCACAUGAAAUAAGGUUAAAGGUAGGUGUUCCUGUCAUGCUCAUGAGGAAUAUAAAUUUCUCUUCAGGGUUAUGCAAUGGUACUCGACUUAUUGUGACCCGGCAUGGAGAUAAUAUUAUUGAGGCUCAAAUAUUGACCGAAACAAAUGAUGGUAAGGUCUAUAUUCCAAGGCUAACACUUACACCAUCGGGUGUUAGAUUGACAUUCAUGUUUCAGCGUAGACAAUUACCAUUGGUGGUUAGUUACACGAUGACGGUCAACAAGAGUCAAGGUCAG